Phialemonium atrogriseum is the source of this 3738-nucleotide messenger RNA. RefSeq lists its product as uncharacterized. Gene Ontology annotation, molecular function: 7S RNA binding; oxidoreductase activity; endoplasmic reticulum signal sequence receptor activity. The transcript has 11 exons. The record is from RefSeq and is a predicted model, not a curated record. The coding region runs from base 1 to 3738 and encodes 1245 amino acids. Gene Ontology annotation, cellular component: signal recognition particle, endoplasmic reticulum targeting. Lineage: Eukaryota; Fungi; Ascomycota; Sordariomycetes; Cephalothecales; Cephalothecaceae. Gene Ontology annotation, biological process: SRP-dependent cotranslational protein targeting to membrane.
AUGGAUCUUACAAAAUAUAUCGUCUCGUCAAGGGAGACGGCUCUUCUCUAUGGCGAUUAUGCGACGUAUCGCACGCAACUCUCCGGGAAGCUUCUCAACAGCCGGAAGAAGUUGAAUGUUGCAACGAAGAGCCGCGGGAAAUUCCAUGUCAAACCCCAGAUCACUCCUGAGCAGGUGGCUGAGGAUCAAGAAUAUGUUCGUCUUCAGCUUCUCACAGCUGAGAGGGCCUGGGCAAACGCCAUGGCCAUGAAGGCGGCCCAUUCGGCUGAUACCAAAGGGAUCUCUGGCAAGACCCGUUCUCAUAUUGUGUCCCGUCUGGACAAGGGUGCAAAGACUGCGGAGAAACUCGUAGAAGCACUUUCUCAGACCGCGAUCACCGGAGCUAGCGAGACAGAUGUUCUCGAAGUCAGAGCCUACGCUGCCCUUCUAAAGGGGACUGCCUUAUUCGAGAAGCAGAGUUGGGAUCUGUGCCUAAGGAGCUACUCAACAGCCCGAAUCAUCUAUAGCGCACUCUCCACGUCUGCAAAGGGGGACAUCUUCAAGGACCUGGUGACCGAGACAAUCGACCCUUCCAUUCGAUACGCAGCUUAUCAACUUGAGAUACCGCGUACGCAGCCCAUCCCAACAAUUGCCAGGAAGGGGUUUCCCCACUCAGAUGCCACUUUGGUCGAGAGCAUCAACAAGCUGAACCCGAGUAUUCUGAAGCACGGAGACCAGGACCCCAGCCAAGGCACCCCCACGACGUUAACGUGGCGAAGCCGAGAGGUGAAAAUCGAGGAUGCCGCGAUUGCUGUGGCAUGGGCGGCAGUACAGACGGCCAAGUCAAGACUUGUCGACAAACUUGCUUCGUCCGCGGCCUCCCCACCUAGGGAUCAGGCAGGCGCCUACGACGACAUCCUGAUUGCCACACAAGAUGCGGUCGAUGCGACAAAACAGGCGAUCGAUGAACUCAGAGGGGAGGGCGUCCCACAGAGUGACCCGAGGAUGCAGAGUCUCCAGAUUACCCGCACAGCUGUCAAUUACGAGAUGAUCAGUUGGAGAAUCGGCAGAAACCGAGUCUUGAUGGGCGAGAAAGAUGGAGCAACUACAGAUUCUGCUUCGCCCUCGAGAAGGAAGGCCGCCAAGGACGAUUCAGAUCCUGCGAGCAGGAAAGAGGAAACUCCCGGACGGCAAAUCGCAAGACUCAAGGAGAAGGUUGUCCUAUAUGACGGGACGCUGCAGAGCCUCGAGUCUAUCAAGGAAUUGCCGGGUGUCGCGGCAGACCAGGAACUCUCUGUGCAGCUGGAUGCGACAGUUGGGUAUUUCAGCGCCCUCAAGUCCCUGGCAAUUGCCCGAUCCCACUCCCUGGCUGGGAAUGCGACCAACGCUCUCGCCCUCAUAAAGUAUGCGCAUGACCGUUGCGAGGAAUCACUUCCGGUUCUUAGCGCAGGUAAGGCAGCUUCACCAUCUGGUGCGCGGAAUAUCCUGGUGACACGGGAGGAUAUCGGCGCACUCGGUAGCCUCCUAGUUGGCGAGCUCCAGCGAUCUCGCGCUCUGGUGGAGAUCUCCAACUUCCGGAAGACGGCCAAUGUCUCAGGUAGCAAGGGGCCCUCCAUCCCUCUGGUGGAGCGAUUGACAGAAUACCCGUCCGACGGGAUCGACCUUGAGAACAUUGUCGUUUACCCUCCGAAGCUCGAACCGGUCCCCGUAAAGCCGAUCUUCCUCGAUGUUGCCUGGAAUUACAUUAACUAUCCGGAGAAGCAAAUCCAACCGGGGCAAGGCGGAAAGGACAGCGGCCCCGAGCUUUCGGCGAAGGGUGGGGAGGAGGCCAAACCCCGGAAGAAGGGAUGUACUCUGGCAGGCCUCUCCCGGAACUCGUAUCCAAUUCUCGCAGCCAUGGAGGACGAAAGCGUGUCUCUCAUCUCACCACCAAAGGCGAAGGGCAAGCCAGUGCCCCAGAGCACCUUCAUGGUGCUCAUCGCCAUGUUCGUCGUCGCCGUGCUCGCCCUAGGACUGAGCCUGGGACUGGGCUUCAGGAUGUCAUGGGCGAGCUCACACAGUCUCUCCCAUGCUCUCCAAGAUGACAGCCGUCAUAGCAUGCUGUCCGAUAUGCUCGUCAACUCGACCGAGCUGGACCUAAAGACCGACUUUGUUGUCUCCGAUAAGCCAACCAUCAGGGAGUUUAAGUUCACCGUUUCGCAAGCCUACGCUUCGCCAGACGGGGUUCAGAAACCGAUGAUCUUAGUCAAUGGGCAGUCCCCCGGGCCACUCAUAGAAGCCAACUCUGGGGAUACCAUAAGAGUAUACGUCCUAAACCAGAUGGAAAAUACCAGCACCUCCAUCCACUGGCACGGCAUAGCCCAGAGGAAUACUCCGUGGAUGGACGGGGUCACCGGAGUCAGCCAGUGUGCGAUACCACCGGGCUCGAAUUUCACAUACGAGUUUCAAGUAAUCGGUCAGAGGGGGACGUUCUGGUACCAUGCAUAUACGGCUGUGCAGUACACCGACGGCCUCUUUGGCCCUAUUGUCAUCCACGAUCCGGGAGAGAUGGUUCCAGCAUAUGAUGAUGAGAAGAUCAUACACCUUGGAGACAAUUACCAUGCCUCCGGUGAAGCGUUGCUCCAAAGCUAUCUACGGCCAGAUUCCAAGCGGAGCCCAGACGACCCAGGCGUCGAGCCCCUUCCAGACAACUUCUUGAUAAACGGACGGCACACCUUUAACUGCUCGGUCCGUUCGAGCACCCGGCCGGCCCCGUCCAACCCAGACAACGACGACGAGGCCCCCGCAUGCACCGGCGGCCAGCUGUACUCGACCAAGGUGAGGCCGGGUCACGCGGUCCGCCUGCGGCUAAUCAACCACAGCUCGUACAUGUCGUUCUGGUUCAGCAUCGACAACCACACAGUGACGAUCGUGGAGAUGGACGGCGUCGAGGUCGAGCCCAUCCCGAGCCGCGGCGUCUACGUCAACGUCGGGCAGCGCUACUCGGUCAUCGUGCGUGCCGACCAGGCCGUCGGCAGCUACCACAUGCGCGCGACGCUCCCGCAGACCUGCUUCGUGCCCUACUGGCUGCACACCAGCACGGGCCUCGAGAGCAUCGGCUACGAGGCGAGGGCCCUCCUGUCCUACGACGACGACCCCCCACCUGUCGUCGUCGUCGACGUCGCGGGGAACACGAGCAACCCGCACGGCGCCGCCAGAAACCGCCUCCGCGGCGACGUCUGGGAGGGCUGCGACGACAUGCCGUUCGACGAGCCUGUGCCCGUGCGGAGGCGGCCCGCCGUCGGGGUCGCUGAGGGGGACAUGCACUCGGUCACGUUCCAGUUCCAGCGGGCCGGGGAGGUGAAUCGGAUAUCCAUCAACCGGACAUCUUCGGCGGCCUACCACGGAGACGCGCAGCUCUGGCAAGCCAUGGACCAGGACUUUGAGUUUGGCCGGGGCGGGAACCACCACAAACGGGACUUCCGGCUGGACCAGCAGGUUCUCCUCGUCCCGGAGGCCGACAAGGGGGUCCAAAUUGUGAUCAAUAGCCGGGAUAUCGUCGGCUGGGGCGCCGGCGAGUACCGCGGCGGCGGCGCCACGACGACGUGGAACCUGGAGAACCCCAUGAGGAGAGACACGGUGACGGUCCCGUCCGAGUGGCACGUCGUCAUCAGGUUCGCGGCCGACAACCCGGGGAUAUGGGCGCUGCAUUGCCACGUUGCCUGGCACAUGGAAGCUUCAAGGAGUUGGCAAUUCACAGGGAGCGAGGGAACGAGAUGA